AAAGGAUUGUUCCCUUUUGACUUGGGAUGCCCCAAAUUAGGAGAUUAAUUCAAUUCUCCCUUGUUGUCAACGAUUCUGUAAAGAUUUUGCUAAACCAUUCAACUCUUCCAAUUUUCAACCCGGAUUCUUUGGUUUAGUAUUCAUCAUAAACAAGAUUAGAGAGAGCUUCUUCUUGAUGUGAUUGAAUUCGUUGAAGAAGGGUCGACGUCUGAAACUUUAAGCGUUUCCCAUGGAUUUGACGGAUUCAGCUCCCUCGAUACGACCCUCCUCUGACUCCAUCCCUCUUCCCUCCGGCUCCGCUCCACGACAGGAGGAUCAUUAUGUAGCAUCCAUAAUUGAAGAACAUGAGACAACUUGCUGGGGAUGUGGAUUGCGGCUUGUUAUUUCACCUUAUGCACCGAUUUUCAAGUGUGGUUGGUGUGGAGCCAUAACUAAUCACAAUGCACGUAAAUUCAAUAACAAGUACUUUUGGUUGAGACGUCUUCGAGACCGGAGUUUUGUCAGUAUUCUCCUGCUAUUUAUGCUUUUCAUUAUAGGUAGCGGUGUUUGGGCUAUUUAUCCUGUCAUCGUUUCAAUGAGUUAUUUCUUUGGCAUAUUUCAUUCGAUUAUGGUGAUUAUCUUGUCAAUAACCACACUUUCAACUUACAUCCUUGCUGCAUUUCGGUCUCCUGGUGCACCACCGCUUAUAUCUUGGGGCAGCUAUCCUGCCGUGGGAAGAGGUGCUCUCGGGGAUUACACUUUUUGUCAAUUGUGUUCAAAGCCAAAGUCACCUAACGCUCAUCACUGCCGUUCAUGUGGAAUGUGUGUAUUGGACAUGGAUCAUCAUUGCCCAUUUAUUGGUAAUUGUGUUGGGGCGGGAAAUCAUCGGAGCUUCAUCCUCUUCCUCAUGUCAGCAGUCGCCAGUACUUUCUAUGUUUCGAUUAUAUCUUCGUACGUAGCUUAUCAAAUCUGGCCGCCAUUACGACACAUUCCUACGGCUGUUUUGAGUAGGUCGACCGUUGUUUCAGUCCUAACUGAACGAACGUUCGCUUUCCUCAUAUCCGUAGAAUAUUUACCCAUCAGAGGUUUUGUACUCAUUUACCUAUUCUUUGCAAGCAUUUCUGUUGAAAUCGGUUUGGCCGUGCUUUUGUGGCAACAACUAUGCUACAUAUACGAAGGGAAAACGUACCUGAGUCAGUUAAGUUCACACAAUGACGUCGACGAAAAAGACUGCCAAAACAUUGUAAGGUUCUUUGGUUUCCCUUAUCCUGCAACGCGAUAUGUGCUUAGUAUUUGGAAUUCUAAGAAGAGCCACAAAAAGUGAAUGUAUACUUAGAGAAGGGAUUAGUGGUUGUAUCGUAUGAUUGUAUCGUAUGAUUGUAUCAUUCUUAGAGUUAUAUAUACAUGCAUCAUUC
Cynara cardunculus var. scolymus (artichoke) is the source of this 1394-nucleotide messenger RNA. RefSeq names its product protein S-acyltransferase 11-like. The coding region runs from base 230 to 1303 and encodes 357 amino acids. Gene Ontology annotation, molecular function: palmitoyltransferase activity. The transcript has 4 exons. The record is from RefSeq and is a predicted model, not a curated record. Lineage: Eukaryota; Viridiplantae; Streptophyta; Magnoliopsida; Asterales; Asteraceae.